UCGGUGGGGCAGGAGUCGGAGGCCAUCUACCAUAUACAUAGACCAUAAGACCGACUCUUUCAGCAACUACCACGAGACGGCCAUGGCUACGAAGAAUGCCCUCAAGUCUAUCAAGGCUCACUUAGGAGAAAAGAACUCCGAAUCCGCUCUCUAUGAGGCCACCGAACUUCUCAAGUCCAUCGGCCCAGACUCACCAGAAGCUGAUCAGGUUCUGGUCUUUCGAGGGCUCGCCCUCACUCAACUUCAAAGGCUGGACGAAGCGGAAAAGUCAUAUCUUCAUGCUUAUAAAUUGAAUCCCAACAAUCCUCUCGCAUCCGUUGGGCUACGGCGGCUGUACCACAAAAACCAAAGUUGGGAAAAGCUUGCGACUUUCUUAGAGGUGCAAGUGCAAACGACGUUUGAGAAACAGGAUGACGAAAAGCUUGCAGAGGUUCUUAAAGAAUUAUUAGAGGUCAGAGAGCAACAUGGGCCUGAGGAAAAACUUUAUCGGACUCUUGAUCUUCUUCUCCCUUCAUCGCCUGUAGCGGGGCUUUUGCAGUCAGUGACGCCACCCCAAGGGACUUACAUUCCUCUAGCCAUCCCUGUCUACCCAUCAGCAUCUGACAUCCUGCCGACUCUUCCUUCCCCUCUUCCCCACCCUGUUCACCUUGCUGGAUCUCUUUCUCUCGCAUUGGUAUCCCUGAUCCGCUCGGAAAUUGAGAUUAAACAGAAGAUCGAUGCACGGGUUAAUAAUGAGCGCAAGCGCCUAGGUGCUGGAACAGAGAAGGAUGUCAGGAGGAAAGUCGACAGAGAAAUACUCGGAACAGAAGGCAUGAGGCUGGUCGAUCUCUGGAAAGAGAUUGCAGGUCAUCCACAAGUGGAAGAGGAGAUUCGAAGAGAGGUUGAAAUUCGGGAAUUCGAAUUUUGGAGGAGACUCGUCGCUGCUCUUCCUGUCGAAAAUAAAAUAGCUUCCAAAGAGUCUGCUGGUAAAGCCUCACAAGCUGAGAUGCCGGCCAACGCCUCCAACGAACUUGUUGAGCCGGCGCUCUUCAAAGCCAAACAAUAUGUAGCUCCGAAUCGCACAGAAGCUCUCUCUCAUGUCAAUGCGCUCGCCGAUGGCUUCGUCCUACUCGAUAUCUCGGCCAAGGGCGCCGAGGAGGGCUGGCGAUGGGUGUUAGAGGGCAAAGAUGAGCCUACUUUGUUCUAUGAUAUUGAUUUGCUUCACAAGUAUUCUGAAGCGUUUCCCAACUCUCCUAUGGCAUGCUUUAUAGAAGAAUACUGCCGGUGGUUCAAACGUCCUUUGCCGGAAACGGAGGAAGAUUCUUCAAAAACAGAAGCAUACGAAAGAGACGAGAAAGCCGAGGGUUCUGUAAAGCACCGGAAGAGUCACAAGGGCGGGCGAGGUGCUUUAACAAAGAGACAAUCUCGUCGAGCCCAUCUGCGGGAAAUCCAUGUGUCAGAGGACGUUGAAAAGGAGGAAAGAGAGGAGCUGUUCUCGUCGAUGACUAAACUUGUCGACCAACUUCCGAUGUCCAUUUUUGCCCAUAGGGUGAUGGCGAGAAUCGCGCUUGAAGAUGAAGAUUGGUCCAGCGCGAUAAGCUUUGCUGAGAAGGCCCGCAAGCUUCUUACCGGACUGGAAGCUGAGAGAGGUAUCACUCUUUCCAACGUUCGCGCAGACCUCGAUACAGUUCUGGGCGUAGCCCUCGUCCCGCAUUACCCUCCCAAACACCAUGUCCGUGCAGCGCGCAUCCUUGAGACAGUGCUCAAAAUCCAUCCGACCAAUAAUGAGGCCCGUUUUGCCCGUGCACAAAUUUACGAAACUGCCGGCCAAUGGUCUGAUGCUCGUCAUCAUUUCGAAAAAAUUGUCCAAGAUGGCGGGAGCGAAAAGGAAAGGUUGGAUUCAAAGGAAGAAGUCGGCUGGUGUUUGGCCAACGAAGGAAAGCUCGAGGAAGGGAGAGAUAUAUUGGAGGAGGUCAUAGAAGUCAGAGACACCAAGACAGAAAAAGAAAAAGAGGCAGAAGCAAGGGAGAGGGGGAGGACUUGGUGGAGAUUGGGCAGGACUGAGUGGAUGAUCGGAGAUGAGGAAAGUAAGCAACAUGCCGAAGAAUGGUUUAUGGCAUCUGUCCGUGCACACCCAGACUUUGCGGCGUCUUACACUUCCCUUGGAGUCUGUUACUCAUCCGCAACCCCUCCCGAUAACGAGCGUGCCCUCAAAUGCUUUCAACGAGCUUUCGAGCUUGACGCCACAGAAACUGAUGCCGCUUAUCGACUGGCAAAUGGAUACGCCGAUGAAGAUGAGUGGGCAAGGGUGAGGACGAUCGCCGUGCGUGUGAUGGAAGGCGAAGGGGGUCUGGAGGGUGUGGCGGGCGGGGACGUAUUGAACGCUAAAGGAAGAUUUGCUCCGCAAAAUGGUUGGGCUUGGAAAGCACUCGGCUCUUCCGAGAUGCAUUAUAAAAAAUAUGCUGAGGCCGCCGCCGCCUAUCAGAUCGCUCUUCGUGCCGAUGAUCAGGAUGUAUCCACGUGGAUUAUGUUAGGCGAGAGUUACGUCAAGUGCGGGCGACACAUGGCAGGACUCAAGACAUUUGACCAUGCCCUAACCCUCGAUCCCGACAACUGGCGCGCUCUCUACAAUAUCGGUCAAACUCAAAGCCAGCUCGGCGCUUUCGACAAAGCCAUUGAAGCCUAUCAGAAAGUCUUGGAAAUCACCCAGGAUGAGGAUGUUGGUGUAAUUGCGGCUUUGGCGGAGGCGAACCUUUCUCUCGGACGACAGACCGGAACGGGAGGCUUUAGAGAAAGGUCAAGAGGAGCAUUCCAUCGAGCGAUCGAGUUGGCUAUGAAGGUGCUCAAGUCAGGAAAGGCUCACAAGGCAUGGGGAUGGAAGCUUAUUGGCGACGCUACCUAUGAAUUGAGCGGACAAGAAUCAAAUAUUGAGGAGGCGCAGGAUUCGUUUACGGUUGUACAACCGGUGCUGAUUUUCCUUGUUGAAGAUGACACCGAUCGUCGGUCAACAACACCAGGUGUCGGCCAUGCAGCAAAUCUCCUUCAAGAUGUUGUCUCCACCACCACUUCUCUCCGGGCUUCGAUCUUCGCUUUCGCGUAUCGUGCCCAUAUUCUCAAGAACGAGCCCCGUGUUAUCGAUCCAGCAUUGUAUGACUAUGCCAGCGCCUUGCAUACAUUGGCUGGCAAACUUAUCGAAAGCGAUGAGAGGAAGCAAUGUCUUAAGACCGCUAUCAGCGCUGUAAGGGCAGCUUUGGAUAGGAACGCAGGCGAUGAAAGGCUUUGGAAUGCUUUGGGUGUGAUUUGUGCGACUGCUGGCCCACAAGUUGCUCAACACGCUUUUGUAGUGUCUCUCGAGCUCUACAGCAAGGAUCCAGUUGUUUGGGUCAACUUGGGAUACUUGUAUCUGCAUUUGGAUGAUCUCGAUCUCGCCAAUCAAUGUUUCCUCAAGGCUCAAAUCAUUGAUCCCGAUUCUGCGAGGGCUUGGUAUGGACAAGGCCUGUUAGCUGACCGACAUGGUGAUAAAGAGCAUGCCAAGGCACUCUUUUCACACUCAGUGACACUCUCAGCCCAAUCCCUUCUAGAAGCGGACCUUGCUCUUGCAGCGGCGACUUUCGCCCAAUUCUUCCGCCCCAACGCUUCUGUUGAUUCUAGUCUUCUUCAUCAACCCGCGUUUGCCCUCAAGCAUUACUGUCAUCAGCGCCCGCGCGAUUCCACUGCUGCUCAUCUCUAUGCUCUCAUAUGCGAGCGAUUGGGUCUUGUCGAGGAAGCAGCGUUGUCACUUGAAAAUGCCGCUGCUGUGUUGGAAGAGGAAUUUGAGCGAGUUGAAUCGGGGGAAAUUGAAAACCUUUAUUCUGUUGCCCUUUGCAACCUCGGUCGAGUUCGCCUUUCUGCUGGCGUGUACUUAGAAUCUCUUGAUGCGCUCAACAACUGCUGGGAGCUCAUUGCGUCUUCAUCUGAACCGAGUGCAGUUUCUCUAAAGCCGCAAUGCAAGCUCCUGCAAGGUUUGGCAUUCUACUGGCUUGGACAGAUUGAUGAAAGCCUGGAGGCAUUCCAAGCAAGUUUAGACGCAGCGACACAGAAUCAGGACUACGAUGUCAAGGAGAAGGUGGCAGUGCUCCUGAGUAGAACGUUGUGGGGGUUGGGAGGGAAUGAUGCGAAGGAGACAGCAAAAAGUAACCUCAUGGAAUGUUUGGCUCGAGAAAGACCAUCUCUUGGAGUUAUCUCUACUCUGGCGGCCAUUGCGCUCGUAUCCUCCGACGCAGAUCUUACUAAUGCUGCUGUCUCCGAGCUCCUUACUCGACCUAUCGCGGAGAGAGUACAAGAUCCUUCUGGACAGGCCAAUCUCGUGCUCUAUCUACAAGCUAUCUCUGAGGGUCGAGAGGAAGACGCCUACAAUACAUUACAGUCCGCUUCUCAGGCCGCACCAGCAUCUCGAAGCAUACGGAACCGCCUUGUAGAAGCCCUCAUCAAGGCUGGCAAAUCAAAGGAAGCGCUUGAUGUUCUCGCUGUUAAAAAUGUUAAGGAAGGAACUGCUGAAGUCAAAGCCAAGGAGGAAAGAUUGCUUGGCAUAGGAGAGUUGAUGGAAGGAGAUGCGAAGGGGAUGAAAGGAGUAGUCAGGAGCGUAAUGCUUGCACCUUGGGAAGAUGAGAGCUGGCAGGCUUUGGCGUGGGGAAAGAAAGUGGUUGAAGAGGCGGGCUUGAUUGAGACCAAAGAUGGGGCGAAAGAUGACGCCGCGACUAAAUUAGAUCUUACAGAAUGAUCGAACAAAUGAUAUGUGAUUAAGAAGGCAUCAAACGAUUUCAACAAUGCAUUGCAAGUACAUAUAUAUAUAUAUAUACCACAAUGCAACCGUUGUCGCUCCGU
Messenger RNA from Cryptococcus deneoformans JEC21, 4842 nucleotides. Its product is annotated as translation repressor, putative. Bases 83 to 4738 code for a protein of 1551 amino acids. The record is from RefSeq and is a predicted model, not a curated record. Lineage: Eukaryota; Fungi; Basidiomycota; Tremellomycetes; Tremellales; Cryptococcaceae. Gene Ontology annotation, molecular function: protein binding. The transcript has 11 exons. Gene Ontology annotation, cellular component: Ski complex.